Molecule: messenger RNA, 973 nt
Organism: Asparagus officinalis (garden asparagus)
Lineage: Eukaryota; Viridiplantae; Streptophyta; Magnoliopsida; Asparagales; Asparagaceae
Product: protein RETICULATA-RELATED 3, chloroplastic-like
Exons: 1
Source: RefSeq, a predicted model, not a curated record
GCCACUCGCCCUAACUUCGGCCUCAACGAGCUCGACUUCGUCUUCUCCACCCUCGUCGUCGGAUCGAUCCUCAACUUCACGCUAAUGUACCUCCUCGCCCCCACCGCCGUCGCCUCCACUGCCAGCGCUGCCGCCUCCUCCCUCCCCUCCUACAUUUUCGAGCCUGGAUCCUACGCUCUCUCAUCAAGAAUCGCCACUUUGAUCAAUAAAGGAGCCACGUUUGCUGCUGUGGGGUUCGCCGCUGGGCUUGUGGGGACUGCAAUCACCAAUGGGCUGAUCACGUUAAGGAAGAAGAUGGACCCGGAGUUUGUGUCCCCCAACAAGCCGCCGCCCACGUUGCUGAACGCGAUGACUUGGGCUGCGCAUAUGGGAAUCAGUAGCAAUUUGAGGUACCAGACGCUGAAUGGGUUGGAGUUUGUGUUGGGGAAAGUGUUGCCUCCGGCUGGGUUUAAGGUUUCGGUUGUUGGGUUGAGGUGCUUGAACAAUGUACUUGGUGGGAUGUCGUUUGUGUUGCUUGCGAGGAUGACGGGGUCUCAGAAGGUGGAGGAGAAGAAGGCUGAGGUGGAGGAGAGCUUGAUUGUGGAGAAUGCGAUAACGGAUAGCGGGGUUGAUGAGCGGUCAAGCAAUUGAGGUUUGUUUUCUGAACUUGGUUUUAGUUUAGAAAUGAAAAUUUGGACAUCGCGAAGAGGAACGCUUAGGCUCUGCUAGGGGAGUGCAGUAUAAAGAGCGUGCUUCCUGAGAAGGGGUGUAUUAUAUUAACUUACAUAAUAUAUCAAUAAUGAGGGACUGUGAGGAUGUAGGUUUGGUUUUAUGCUCUGGCUUUAUGAUUUGAAUGAACGGAUCAUUUAAGAAUAAAGUGAAUUUAUGUUACUUCAAUUUUUAUAGUGGUGUAACAUGUUUUGCAAUGUUAGUAAUGUGACUGAUAUUUGGUAAUUUGGAGUGAUAAAUGAUGGCUUGUGAUAUAUGUGGAGAA